Messenger RNA from Agrilus planipennis (emerald ash borer), 1668 nucleotides. It is a transcript of the gene Zmynd10, whose product is annotated as zinc finger MYND domain-containing protein 10. The transcript is spliced from 7 exons. The coding region runs from base 404 to 1516 and encodes 370 amino acids. Gene Ontology annotation, cellular component: cytoplasm; centriolar satellite. Gene Ontology annotation, biological process: inner dynein arm assembly; outer dynein arm assembly; motile cilium assembly. Lineage: Eukaryota; Metazoa; Arthropoda; Insecta; Coleoptera; Buprestidae. The record is from RefSeq and is a predicted model, not a curated record.
UUAAUUAAAUCGUUGUAAUUAUUUUUCUGUAAAUUGGAUUAUAGCUUGCUUUUUUAAUGGAAUUUUCAGUAAAUAUAUACUUAAUUUCGCAUUGUAGGUUAUAUUAUAGGUUAGAGACGAUCGAAAAUGGGUAAUGAAACAAAAUAUAUCACAGUAUAAAUUUAAUAAUAAAUUACAAGGCUGAUGUGAACCAACUUAUGACGAACAGUUCUUCUUCAACACAUGUAUCCACAGUAAUUAAUGAUCUUCACCAGUUUAUUAACGUUAUUAUUGACAAUUAGUCGUAUAUAACGCAAUAUGAAUCGUCACUCUAAAUUUGAAGGAUAUGUGAAGAGUAUGAUGGAUAGAAUGGCACAAACGAUUACAAAAGCUCAAUCAACAAGCAAUUAUAGAAGCAUCCACAAUGCAAGACGAAAAUGUUAAGGAAACAUUACUUUCAUUUGGAAAGGUACCUAUUUUGGUUCACGAGGCAAUACUAAUAAACAUUUGGAAAAACAAAGUGCUUCCACUUCUUCUCAAGCUGAACCCAAACACUAAUUCAACUUUUAUAGUUUAUUCAAUAUUAUAUCACGAAGCAGUUUGUGUAGCACUUUUGGAAUUGGUAAUGUUCCAUGGACCCGUGUCUGAAUCACUAGAUGAAGUGGGUGCAGAUUUAUUAGAUUAUGCUAGCAUUUCUGCAAGUCAACUAUUGGUUGUUAAAAAAUCACCGGUCAAUUUACAAGAAAAGGGUAAAAAAGAAAUAAAUCGACAAAAAAAUGACUUGGCUUUCGAAAUCGGGAUGAGGUGCUUGACGAUUAUCAGAUACAUGGCAGAAUAUUUAGAGAGGCUACCACUAAGUGUUUGCACUGGUAUGUAUCAAGAAAACGAUGUACCUGUUUUACUCGUUCAAAUACUAUUAGAGAGACCUUGGAUUGAUCAAGGGAAGAGCUUUUGUGGAGGUCGAUGGUAUGACUGGGACGGGGAAGCACUGAAUAAAAUCGAAGCGCAAGUUUGGCUAACUUUACAUGCACUCUUAUUAAACCCUCUCGUUUCAACGCAUUACUUUUUGACUGAAUCCCGAAAAACGCAAUUAUUAAAGGUACUUCCCCUUCUUACUGAAACGCUUAUUGAUCAAUUGGCACUUUUACAAGAACUUAAAUACCACCUAUGUUCCCUUUCAAUUGACCAACAUCCGGCAUCUCAACCCAAAUCGCUUAUAAUAGAAAACAUUUUAAAAAUUAAAAACGGGAUUCUUAAGGAAAAUGAAAAAAAAUGGAAAGCAAUAGCGAGACAGCAAAUGGGUACUGUUUUUUGCUCUGACAAAAAAGAAUUAUUAGAAAUUGCCCAGACAUUAAAUGAAGCCUAUAAUACAACUUUACUGGAAGCUUUUGAAAAUCAAGAUACAGGUAAUAAAUGUGCUAAGUGUGACAAUAAAGCAAUUCAAAGGUGUUCUCGCUGUAAGAAGCAAUGGUACUGUUCAAGAAGGUGCCAAGUAGAACAUUGGACUCAACACAAAGAUGAAUGUAAUGCUGAAUAAACCGAAAAUACAUGCUGCAGUCUAUUGGAAUGGCAGAUGUUGCUUUCUUAGUUUUUAAUAAUUUGAAAAUGUUAAUUACAUUACAGACACUCUAACAAGAGAAUCUAUAUCAUCUUUAUCUUUUUUAAAAAAUUAAUUUUGAUAUCCCCAGA